UCUUCGAAAGCUUAGCUCAAGAGCGACAAUGGCAUGGAGCUGGUCACUGAGCUUCCUCUUCUCUGCUGAGAUACUCUUCUCUGCUGCUUGCCUCCUACUCUUCUCCUCCUACAUAUACCGAAGCCGGAAGAACCAGCUUCCGGUGGACUGGCCCGUCGUCGGCAUGCUUCCUGGUUUAUUAUCCCGCAUCCAUGGUGUCCAUGAAUAUGGAGUAGAAAUCCUCACCGCGUCCAACUGGACCUUCAUGUUCAAAGGCCCAUGGUUCCUGGGCAUGGACAUGUUGGUGACGUGCGAUCCGGCUAACGUGAACCAUGCUUUCGUUGCCAAGUGCUCCAACUAUCCCAAGGGGAAGGAGUUCACGGAGAUCUUCGACAUGUUUGGCAACAGCUUGAUCAACACCGACGGCGAGGAAUGGAAGAUGCAGCGGAGGAUGACGCAUAGCCUGAUGAGCAAUCAGAACUUCCGCUACUACGAGCUCAACACUGUCCGAGACAAGGUGGAGGGGGCGCUCCUCCCUCUUCUGCGUGGCGUGGCCGAGAGAGGUAACGCAGUGGACCUUCAGGACGUGUUCCUGAGGCUAACCUUCGAUGUCUCUUGCUCGUUGAUUCUCGGCGUCGAUCCCGGAUGCCUCGCCGAAGGCUUCCCGGUGGUGCCGUUUGCCAAGGCGUUGGACGACGCCCUGGAGGUGAUAUUUUUCCGGCACACGGUUCCGAUGAGUGUUUGGAAGGCGAUGAGGUGGCUGGGAGUGGGUAAAGAGAGGAAGAUGGCCGUGGCGCAGAAGGUGAUGAACCAUUUCGCGGCGAGUACGAUCGCGAAGAGGAAAGAGAAGAUCAACGGGGAGAGAAGCCACAAGGAUGGCGGACACGAAGAGGGAGAAGCAGCAGGCGACAUGUUGACCGUUUACAUGCAUCAACCCAACGGGAAGAACCGGCUCGAAUUCGACAGGUUCAUCGAGGACAACGCCAUCGACCUACUGCUCGCCGGGAGAGACACCACCGCGGCCGGUCUCACCUGGUUCUUCUGGCUCCUCACCUUGCACCCGGAGGCGGAGCAGAAGAUUCUCGAGGAGCUGAAAGCAAACUGGCCAAGAACAGACCUACACGCCAACGCGCCGUUCGAUCGAGACGGGCUGGGGAAGCUCGUCUACUUGCAUGCAGCCCUGUGCGAAAGCCUGAGGCUGUACCCGCCCGGCGCCAUCCAGCACAAAGGAGUUGCCGAGCCCGACACGCUGCCAAGUGGCGAGAAGGUGCGGCCCGGGACGAAGCUACUGUUUCACCUCUACUCCAUGGCGAGAAUGGAGGGGAUAUGGGGGAAGGACUGCGCGGAGUUCAAGCCCGAGAGAUGGAUCACGGAGACUGGAGAGCUCAGGCACGAGCCGGCGCACAAGUUCUUCGCCUUCAACUGCGGGCCGAGGAUCUGCCUGGGGAAGGACAUGGCUUUCACCAUCAUGAAGACCGUCGCCGUCGCCAUGCUUCGUAGCUUUCGCUUUGAGGUGGUGAAGGGGCAUGUGGUGGAACCCAGGCUCUCCAUAGUCCUUCACAUGAAGAACGGCCUGAUGAUGAAGGUGAGGAAGAGAGAGAGGAGUUGGUGA
Molecule: messenger RNA, 1591 nt
Organism: Musa acuminata subsp. malaccensis (wild Malaysian banana)
Lineage: Eukaryota; Viridiplantae; Streptophyta; Magnoliopsida; Zingiberales; Musaceae
Product: noroxomaritidine synthase-like
Molecular function (GO): iron ion binding; oxidoreductase activity, acting on paired donors, with incorporation or reduction of molecular oxygen; monooxygenase activity
Source: RefSeq, a predicted model, not a curated record